Messenger RNA from Cololabis saira (Pacific saury), 1810 nucleotides. RefSeq names its product polymerase (RNA) III (DNA directed) polypeptide D (gene polr3d). The coding region runs from base 129 to 1289 and encodes 386 amino acids. Gene Ontology annotation, biological process: transcription by RNA polymerase III. Gene Ontology annotation, cellular component: RNA polymerase III complex. The transcript is spliced from 9 exons. Gene Ontology annotation, molecular function: DNA binding. The record is from RefSeq and is a predicted model, not a curated record. NCBI's taxonomy places the organism in Eukaryota, Metazoa, Chordata, Actinopteri, Beloniformes, Belonidae.
UACUGGACUCGGAGGAAGGCGGAAGUGUCAUGGCGUGGCGCACAUAGCAACGUUAACAUGCUGUAGUAUGUUUUGACUUUAAAGUUGUGAAUUAAUAUCCACAAACGACUUCCGAGUAAGAGUUCAGGAUGGCGGACUCCGGUCAACCUGGCGGUCAGCGCACACCAACCCCUGGGGGGAGCGGUAACGCAGGACUGCUGACGGGCCGUCGACCUUCAGCUGGUAUCUCUCCUGGCCGUCUCCCCUCAAUGCGAUCAAGAGACCUCACCCUGGGAGGAGUCAAGAAAAAAACAUUUACCCCCAACAUUAUUGGACGAAAAGUUAAAGAAGAAACUAAAGUUGAAAGUGGACACAGGCGAGAGCGGAAGGAUGGAGAUCGAGGUCGUGGCCCAAGAGAGAGAGGCAGGGGACGAGGUCGCGGAGAGGUCAUCCAGUCCCACUCCAUCUUUGAGCAGGGGCCUGCAGAGAUGAUGAUGAAGAGGAGAGGUGGCUAUGAAGGUGAGAGAGAUGCUCCAAGCAUGGGACCGUCACCCAUCAUAAACAUUAAGAAGGAGAAGAGGGAGACUGAAGAGGAGACCAAAGAGAUUCUGCGCAAGCUGGAGCGGGACAACUUUAUCGAUGACCCUUUCCUGAAAAGUGAGCAGAGAAGCUGCCCUGUCCAGCUUCCCCUUGCUGUGUCGGGAUGGGGAUUCACGGAGGAAUUUAAUAACACUGAUGUUAAAUUUGAGAAGAAAGAGGAGGAUAGUGAGCCCAUUGAGCCUCCACUUAAGGUGAAACAAGAGCCAGAGGAAGUAGAAAUAAAGAAGACUGAGUUAAUGUACAGACCUCCUCCGCUCCCCGAACCUGAAGUUCUUCCUGACCUGCUGCAGAGAUGGAGUCUUGGCAAAGGAGAGGAGUUGUUAUUCAUUCAGCUGCCUGACUCGCUGCCCGGCCAGCCUCCAACCAAAGAGCACAAACCAGUUAAAACAGAGGUGCAGUCAGCAGAUGGACAGUCUGUGCUUCUGAAGACAGAGACUCAGGAAGAGGAAGAUGAAGACAACAGUUGCAAUCUGAAAGAUCUCCGGGAGGGUUUAGUGGGGAAGAUGCUUGUGCGGAAGUCUGGUCGAGUACAGCUCAUCCUAGGACAAGUCACACUUGACGUGUCUCUGGGAACACCAUGCUCUUUUCUGCAGGAGCUAGUCUCGAUAACUACAGAGGAGAAAACAGGCAACUUGACUGUAUUGGGAAACAUCAAACACAAAAUGGUUUGCUCCCCAGACUUUGAGGCUCUGCUGGAGAAUAGUGCUUGAUGCUGACUGGAGCAGAGGGGGACUGAACAUCCUUUGACAAACGGAUGCACAGGAUGAUGACUGCAUAGACUGUCUUUUUGGAUCCCAACAUCUAACAGAAGUACUGUAUAAAUGUUGAUUGACUACCCCUUUUUUUGCAGAUUAGCUGUGAAUACUCUGAUAUACAAUAACUAUAAGUAAUAAACAUCAAUUAGUUUAGUUUUUUUUCUCGAUGAAUAAGUUUGUCAUUGCUCAAAGGUUGAAUGGCACCCCACGUUUCUGUACAUUUAUUUUCCUGAAAUUACUUGAAACAUGUACAUGGAUGUAAAUGUGUGAAUAAAAAAGGUUUAGUAAAUCCAUUUUAGCUAAUCUUUUUGAUGGCUGGAUGAAUCAAAAUUACAGAAAUAUUUCCUCAUUUCAUGAUAGUAUCUACCUGUCCGAAAAAGAAAUAUUUAUUUGUAUUUUAGGUUUCUGUCAAUUGUCUUUUCUUUUGUGCUGACUGAAGCAAUGAAAAUGUAUGCUGAACAAUAAAACAAGAUUGG